This is a messenger RNA of Quercus robur (English oak), 1437 nucleotides long. RefSeq lists its product as uncharacterized. The record is from RefSeq and is a predicted model, not a curated record. Bases 171 to 605 code for a protein of 144 amino acids. The transcript has a single exon. NCBI's taxonomy places the organism in Eukaryota, Viridiplantae, Streptophyta, Magnoliopsida, Fagales, Fagaceae.
CCCACUAGCUACAACGUACCCCAUUAAUCUCUCUCUCUCUCUCUCUCUCUCUACCUUCUAUAUACCUUUUCUUACAAUCUAAGUCUUGUCUCAAUUUAUACCCCAAGGGCCAAAACCAAAACUUAGUAGUACUGCACAAACUCUCUGAACCUAGCUCAUACACCAAAAAAAUGAGCUCAGUUUGCAUAUCAAGCUGUGUCAGUGACGCACGUGACCCUCGUGUUCCUGUCCGAGCCACCUAUGUGAACCUCUACAAGUGGCCGGAGUCUGAUGCAGAGUUUGUGAAGUCAGUGAGCUUAGAGCGCACAGGAGGUCAUGGUCAUGGCCAUGGUCAAGGGCACCCCAAGGUUGUGGAUAGUAUUUCAUGCAGACAGCUUUAUUUGAGAAGCUACACGUUUUCAAGGAAAGAGACUAUGCCUGAGAAGACCCAGAAAUGUUUUGGGAGAGUGAAAGAGAGAAUGAUUCCUGGAAGGAAGAGAAAGAUUCGAGGGGUUAAGAAGAAGUGUUUGGUUUUCAGGAAAGUGAAGGAAUUUUCAUGCGUCGCCUUGUUUAGGAUCUUUCACAGGUUUUUGUCUUGCAGUGCUAGUGUAGAUGUGGUGGAUUGACAUGAUUGACUUGACUCAUACACUUGAGUUAAUUACUUCCUCUCUUUUUUUUUUUUUUUCUUUUUUUAAGUUUUAUAUGCUUUAUAAUUAAGAGAAGUUCUUCUUCUACGCACACAAAAAAAAAAAAAAAAAAAAAAAUUGGCAGGGGUUUCUUUAAUUUUGUGUUAAGUUAUGUUAAUGGGAAAAUACAGUAGGGACUUUGUGGAAAAAUGGGUUGUAUCUGCAUGUAAUGGGAUUAGAAGGAAGUGUAAUUCUGUUUUUUUUUUUUUUUUUUUUUUUUUUUUUCCACUUCUGAGUUGUUCUAAUUAAGGAAUAAUUUUAUUGUAUCUCUCUCUCUCUCUCCCUCAAGCACACACACACAUAGAACACACAUGUUGUUCUAGUUAAGGAAAUAAAUUUAUUGUAUUUUCCCAUUAACUUGGUUUUAUAUGCUUUAUAAUUGAGAGAAGUUCUUCUUCCACGCACACAAAAAAAUGGCAGGUGUUUCUUUAAUUUUGUGUUGAGUUAUGUUGAUGGGAAAAUACAGUAGGGACUUAGUGGCAAAAUGGGUCUUUGUUAUUCAUGUAAUGUUCUAAUUAAGGAAUAAUCUUAUUGUCUCUCUCUCUCUCUCUCAGACACACACACACAGAACACACACGUAUUGUAAAGUUUUUCUUACCAUGGAAGGAAUGGAAGAUGUAAACGUAUUUUUGUAGCUUUUUUGUUGUUACAAGCGAGGGGAAAGUGCGGAAAAGGGAAGUACUCUUUGUUGUUACUUCAACUUUUCAAAGGAACAAAUUCUAUGAUAAAUUGGGUCCACAGAUGACCACUUGUUUUGGAACGAGUCUAUAAA